AUGAUGGAGUCCGCAGUCGAGGCUGCUCGCAAGAUGAAUGAGGAUGGUUGCAACUUGGUUAUCAUCCUCACUCAUCAGCGUGAGGGUUAUGAUGUCCUCUUAUGGAGGAAGGCUGUUGUGGAAGAGGGUAUCAAGAUCGAUGCUAUCAUUGGUGCCCAUGAUCACUUCCCUGCUUUCUUGAAUCUUCAACACCCCACUAAGCCUGAUAUUAUAACUCCUGUGUGGAAGAUGGGUAUGGAUGCUCAAAUCCUCGGCAAGUUCGUAUUUGACUUUGAUGAUCAACAUCCUAAUGGUAAACUCCGCUUCGCUCAUGCCAUUCCGGUGUUGGAUGGUCAGUGUGAUCAGCACUUCAUCGGUACGGACAAUGAGGAGUGGUGGAACAAUAACGUGAUGCAGACCUGGUCACACUGGGUACAGCCUAUCAAGCCUCUCCAGGAUACUAACAUAAGCAAUUUGUUAUUUGCUGGUUUGUACGACACUGCGGAUAUCCGCUCUGCCGAGUCCCGUGCUGGUAACAUGCUGGCUGAUCUAUUCCUACGUAACAUUUCAGCUCAUUUUGCGGCUCUCAGCGGUGGUAAUUUUCGUUAUGGUUUGAGUCAGAACUUCACAAAGCGCCUUCCCCUCGCUGCAUUGGGUUUGUUUGAAGAGAAUCCUUUCCUCGAUGGUAUGGUCUCCUACGACAUAUCCUUAAUGGAGGUCUUUGGCUAUGUGAUCUAUUCGGCUCCAAUCGCCAUGGGCGGUCCUAAUGCGCCGCGUCCGGUCACCUCUGGUUUCGAGAUCGAGAUGGAUCCUACCUCUACUCAACAUGGUGGUGUGAAGUUCAUCCGUUUCACUGGUACGAGUCAUAUGGCUGGUAUUGUCAACCGUACCCAGACUGAAUGUGGUCAUCCGACUUUGAAGUGUG
Molecule: messenger RNA, 904 nt
Organism: Perkinsus marinus ATCC 50983
Lineage: Eukaryota; Perkinsozoa; Perkinsida; Perkinsidae
Exons: 1
Biological process (GO): nucleotide catabolic process
Molecular function (GO): hydrolase activity
Source: RefSeq, a predicted model, not a curated record